Molecule: messenger RNA, 1506 nt
Organism: Acomys russatus (golden spiny mouse)
Lineage: Eukaryota; Metazoa; Chordata; Mammalia; Rodentia; Muridae
Product: elastin-like
Exons: 15
Coding region: 1-1041 (346 amino acids)
Molecular function (GO): extracellular matrix structural constituent
Source: RefSeq, a predicted model, not a curated record
AUGCUUAGGCAUUGCAAUGAGUUUAAGGAGCAGGCAUUAAUCCUCAGAGCCCACAUAAGAACCAGUGGACAUGGGGGUCUGCCUGUGCUCUUAGGAUAUGGAGCAGGUACCCCUGCCGCUGCCGCCGCCGCCGCUGCCGCUGCCGCUGCCAAAGCAGCUGCCAAAGCAGGUUUGGUUCCUGGCGUUGGUGGGGUUCCUGGAGGAGUUGGUGUUGGUGGAGUUCCCGGAGGAAUUGGCCCUGGUGGUGUUACUGGUAUUGGAACUGGUCCUGGCACUGGCAUUGUACCUGGUGGUAUUGGAGGAGCAGGGACGCCGGCUGCCGCCAAAUCUGCCGCUAAGGCAGCCGCCAAAGCCCAGUACAGGGCUGCUGCUGGCCUUGGGGCCGGUGUCCCUGGAUUUGGGGCAGGUGCUGGUGUCCCUGGAUUUGGAGCAGGUGCUGGUGUUCCAGGAUUUGGUGCUGGUGCUGGUGUCCCUGGAUUUGGGGCUGGAGCAGUGCCUGGAUCCCUGGCUGCAUCGAAAGCUGCUAAAUAUGGUGCUGGUGGCCUUGGAGGCCUUGGAGGCCUUGGAGGGCCUGGUGGCCUUGGAGGGCCUGGAGGUCUCGGUGGAGCUGGUGUUCCAGGUGGAGUAGUAGGCGCUGCACCUGCUGCUGCCGCUGCUGCCAAAGCUGCUGCUAAGGCUGCCCAGUAUGGCCUUGGUGGAGCUGGUGGACUGGGAGCCGGUGGACUGGGAGCCGGUGGACUAGGGGCCGGUGGAGCGAUCCCUGGUGCUACAGGCCUUGGAGGUGUGUCCCCAGCUGCAGCUGCUAAAGCAGCCAAAUAUGGUGCUGCUGGCCUUGGAGGUGUCCUAGGAGCCAGGCCGUUCCCGGGUGGAGGAGUGGCAGCAAGACCUGGCUUUGGACUUUCUCCUAUUUACCCAGGUGGUGGUGCUGGUGGCCUGGGAGUUGGCGGAAAACCCCCAAAGCCCUAUGGAGGAGCCCUUGGAGCCCUGGGAUACCAAGGUGGGGGCUGCUUCGGGAAAUCUUGUGGCCGGAAGAGAAAGUGAUCUUCUAGGGACCCCUGACUAGCGACCUCAUCAACGUUGGUGCUACUGCUUGGUGGAGAAUGUAAACCUUCUAUGACCACCCCCUACUCCAUCCCCCCUGACCCCCACCUGGGAGGGGACAACAGGCCAGUGGCCUCGGAAACCCACAGGACAAGGAAAUCAGACAAUAGUGGCCACGUACCCCUAACCAGAAACUUCCCCCCUACAUCAGAGGCCAGGGCGGGUGUCCCAUCUCUUCCCACCCAGGAGCUCCCCCACACAGUCUCCAUCUCCAAGGGAAAUUGGUGCUACAUGUUGGUGCUUCUUCGUGGGGGGAGGGAGGAGGGAAGGGCAUCCCAGGGGAAACCCCCCCUUCCCUGAAGCCCCUCUGUUAAGAUGGUGCACACCUUUGUUGGGCAGUCCCACCUCCCCCUGCCCACCAGGAGCCAACCCUGGCUGCAUUCUGUUUGGUACCCAAGUACCGGA